Durio zibethinus is the source of this 1946-nucleotide messenger RNA. RefSeq lists its product as uncharacterized. The record is from RefSeq and is a predicted model, not a curated record. Lineage: Eukaryota; Viridiplantae; Streptophyta; Magnoliopsida; Malvales; Malvaceae.
AAAAGAAUUUUUAAAUUUUUUGAAAUUUGAAAUUCGAAAAUACUCGUCAUUUCUCACUGAGUUUUCACAAUACAAUACUCCAAAUUCAUCGUUUUGUGGUGGCCAUAGGCCAUAGGCCAUAGCUCCACAUCCACCGUUACUCCCACUAAUCCUCCUUUUUAUUCCCCAUAAUUACGCCUCCAACCUGAAUUCUUCUUACCGUUGCUCUUAUCGGAAUUUCCUUAAAAUUCAAUGGCAAAUCAUGACGUGCCCAGUGCCCUCCCUGGUUUUAAGCCCACCACAGCCAAAACUCUGAAACCCUCCCCCGAUCCAGCCGCAAUUUGGCGGAAUUUCUGCUACAUAUAAUUAUCGAAAACAAAAACAAAAAUCCCAUAAAUUGAAAUUGAGAACCCUAUACUCCAAUCUUCGGUGUCUGCCCAAAAAGAUUUCCUUUUUUUUUUCAAAAUUAAAGUUAGGGUUUUGAGGGAAGAAAGAAAAUGAAAGCUUCAUUGAAAUUUCGCGAAGAGAAAAGGCCAGUGUUGAGAGCGAAAAUACCUCUAAGCAUUGUAGGCUUGCCGUUUCAAUCAGGAAUCGUCGCCGGCGAAUCCAAGGAACUCACUUUAAAUCUUUCUACAUUCUUCGAAUCUGGACCGUCCAUCAAGAUCGCCUACCGUCCUAAUAACACGUGGAAUCCGUUCUCUCUUAUCGUCAAGACUGGAACCGGACCGUUCGGUUCUCCCAUCUCCAGCUCUAUGCUUAUGAGCGCUGAGUUUAACCUCCUUGGCCGUGGAAACCCUAGCUUUAUGCUUCACUUCAAGCCUCAGUUUGGGGAUUUCUCGAUCAAGAAGUCGCAGUCUUCGGUUUUUGAUAAAGUCGUGAAGCCGAAGACUGGCGCCGUGUUGGAUGUCGAUUCAUCGAUUGAUGUGGUGGAUUCGCCGGCUUUUAACGGUGGCUCCGCGGAGUUCUUUGCUGAGAAGAGGAAACUAGCGGCUUUAAAUUCGGGAGAUAUCGCGGGGAUUCUGUCCGGAGUGGAGGUAGCGGCGAGGACGGCAGUGCCGGUGAAGGGAAAGGCGUUGGUGAAAUUCCGGUGGGGAAUGAAGAUUCCGUCGGAGAUGAAGAGUGGCGUCGACGGAAUGGGAGAUCCUACUGCUGGGAUUUCGUUUAGGAAGAUUCCGUUUUUGAUGAUGGAUAAGAUCGGGAUCGAACACGUGGACACUUCUGACUCAAAGGGGGCUACAGCCACAGCCAGCAAGGCGGUUCCAAAGGUGGGUACGAAUGCUGACAUGGCGGAAGCAUUUUGUACAGUCAAGCGUCAGUUAGAAGCUUUGCAAGCUGAGAAUGGGUUGUUGAAGCGAGCCGUGGAGGAUCUCAGGCUAGAAAUCUCCGGCGCGAAAUUCGGAGAUAUGCAUUCUGGGAAAUACAGAGAAACUGAAAGAAAUGGGAUUAGUAAAUCGAAUAUAGAGAGAAGAAACAAUAAGAAGAAUCCGAUAGAAGGGGAUGUGAAUGAGGAGUUGAAGAAGGCAUUGAAAGAAGCUACUGGUGCUUGAGUCUGUCGAAAUUGAAUGAAAGCUCUGGUUUGUAUCUUUAUUGAGCCAUUUAUGUUUGGAUUAGUAAUUGUACUAAGUAAUCAAUCUUGUGAGUUUUGUUUAGAUUGUCUGAAAUUUGCUAGCAUUAUUAAACUAGGGGGGUGUGAUUAGGCAAUAAUUCGAUUGUAAAUUUCUUAAUUGAUAGGUUUAUUUGGUUUCUCCUGCGUUCAAAAUGCAUUUUUACUCUUCCAUCAUUAAACACCAAUUGCCCUAAGGGUCCUUUUUCCAGACGAUGGGGAGGACAGGGAUGCCUUCCGUGUCAGUUGGACGCAUUAAGAAGUUUACUGUUACGUUUUCUUUAUCUUCAUCUGGAACAAUAAGCAAUGCAGGUUUCCCUCGCACUGUGCAUGACAUUAGUUUCAUGUUUUUCAAAGAGAUGAA